GACCGACCGGCUGUCCCGUCACUAGGCUUCCCCCAGCACCUUACUGCCGCCGUUGUCAUUGGACACCUGCUCCUCUGCAAGCCGCGUCGCUCGCAGUCAGCAGCAGCAGCAAGGUCGGUCGCCUCGAGCGGCAACUGCCAAAGCGCGAGCCAAGGGCUGGUCGGUCGCUUAUUGAUCCUCAUCCUGCCACAAUAAUCGGACAUCUUGACAUUGGCAGCCGGCUGAGGAGGAGGCGCACGCAGGAUACAUUUGAACGCAAGUUGUAGUAGUUUCAGCUAGUCAGACGCUGGUGGCUGCAGCCAGUCUCUGGGACAACCUGCUGGUUUUGUUGUCGUUACCGAGGAGGGGAGCUCCAAGCGACGGAUUUAAUCAUUAAACCGGGUUACCCCCACUCCGGUGCCACUUGUAUGGAUACACCAUGGCUUCGUUUGAAUGCAGGGUUCAGUUUUUAGAUGACACCGAUCCAUUUAACAGCACCAAUUUCCCAGAGCCGACGAGACCUCCGCACUACACUUUCAGGGAAGACAUCCCCCUGAUCAACCAAAUAGCCGGGGUCCACCGACUUUUAAAAGCCCCUCACAAGCUUGAUGACUGUGCACUGCAGUUGUCCCACAAUGGCACCUAUCUGGAUCUGGAGUCGUCUCUGGCGGAGCAGCGCGACGAGCUGGAGGGCUUCCAGGAAGACUCCACUUCCGGGAGAGGCAAGAAGCACAGUGUAAUUCUGCGCACCCAGCUCAGCGUUCGCGUUCAUGCCUGCAUCGAAAAGCUCUACAACUCCAAUGGCCGUGACUUGAGAAGAGCACUGUUCUCCCUCAAACAGAUCUUUCAGGAUGAUAAGGACCUGGUUCAUGAGUUCGUGAUGGCAGAGGGCCUCACCUGCCUCAUAAAGGUUGGAGCAGAGGCCGACCAGAACUACCAAAACUACAUACUCAGAGCGUUGGGCCAGAUCAUGCUGUAUGUGGAUGGCAUGAACGGGGUCAUCGGACACAACGAGACCGUGCAGUGGCUCUACACACUCAUCGGCUCCAAGUUUCGUCUGGUGGUGAAGACUGCUCUGAAGCUGCUGCUGGUGUUCGUGGAGUACGCAGAGAGCAACGCUACGCUACUCAUACAGGCUAUCGCUAACGUGGACGUCAAGAGAGGCCGCAGGCCUUGGGGUAACGCCAUGGAGAUUUUGGACGAGAAGGACGGAGUCGACACCGAACUGCUGGUCUACGCCAUGACCCUCAUCAACAAGACCUUGUCGGCGCUGCCGGAUCAGGACUCGUUCUAUGACAUGGUGGACCUUCUGGAGGAGCAGGGGAUGGACGCAGUCUCCAAGCGACACUUGGGACGCAAGGGGACCGAUCUGGACCUGGUGGAACAACUCAACAUCUAUGAGGCGGCCCUGCGUCACGAGGACGGCGACGAUGACUCGGAGCCCCCUCCCUCGGGCUGCCGCGACCGCCGGCGGACCAGCGUGGGGGGCGGAGGCAGCGAGAAGCGCAGCCUGGAGAGACGCCGCAGCCGACGCCACUCAUUGGGCCGCCCCGGCCACGCCUCCCCGCUAAGCCCCGCCUCCCCACACCGCCCAGGGGCCCAGCCCUUCAACGGUCAGAAGUUGGACGAGAGAGGUCUGGGCUCCUUCGGGGACCAGACUCUGAAUGAGGCGGACUUUGGCCCCUGGCCCAUCCAAUCAGAAUCGUCCCAGCAGCAGCAGCAGCCCUCGCUAUUGGCCAGCCUCCUGGCGCGCCGCAAGUCCUCCAUACGCGUCCCUUCCUCCACCGCCACUGCGGAGGUCACCGCGCGACCUCUAGCCAACGGGCGCCUGCCCUACCUGCCCCACUCGCCCUUUCACCUCUUCUCCUACGACCUUGAGGAGGACACCACCAAGGACAAAGAGGAGGAGACGAAGAGGUCGCCGGGGAGGUCGCCCCAGCAAUCUGGGGACAGGAAUGGGAAGUUUGUCAACCCUCCGUCUACAGCUGCGAACAAGGGAGAGAGUAGGCCUGCUCUGGGUGGUCUCCUGUCCUCCUCCUAUCGUCAGCAUCAGGAGUCGCUGGCGGCCGAGCGAGAGAAGAGGCGGCAGGACCGGGAGGACCGCCUGCACAAGAUCGAACGCCAGGAGAGGAACCGCUUCAGUCGGGACUAUGUGGACAAGAUGGAGGAGGCCAGACAAGCCCGUGAGGAGAGGUACAAGACGGUGGAGCGUCUGGCCGCGGAGGAGUAUGAGCGCGACCGCGUGCGGCCGGCCCCGCGCGGCCUCAACCUAUCCCUGAGCCCCGACGACUCCUGCCAAUCGUCACGCAGCGUCACGCCCACGUCAUCACAGGACAUUCAGGACACGCCCACUACGCCAUACGAGCCCUCAGAGUCAGGAGCUGAACUAGAAGCUGACGAGAAGGAGGACGAAGCAGCAGAGCAGGACGAGGAAGUAGAGGAGGCGGAGCAGGAAGAGGAAGUGGUCGCGAGCGAACACACGUCCGAACAGGAAGAGGCAGAGGAGACAGAGGAAGCAGCUCCAGUGCAGGAAGGGGAGGAGGAGGAGGAGCCUGCCGCUGAGGAAGAGGAAGGGGAGGAGCUUAGACAGGAAGUGGCCAAUGGAGAGGCGGCGGAGGAGGACAGCGGCAUCCUGAGCGACAAAGAGCGACAGAAUGAGGAAGUGAACGAGAAGGACAAUUGCUCCGCCUCCAGCAUCUCGUCGGCCAGUAGCACGCUAGAGAGGGAGGAGCGCCUCGCCGGUAACAACAAUGAGACUGGCCAGUGGACGACACAGAGUGUCAAGGACGCGGACGUGAACGAGCAGUGCAGCAACAUCCUGAACAGCAAGCUCUUCAUGCUCGACAUGUUGUACGCCCAGACCAAGAAGCCGGCCGCGGAGGAGGAAGAGGAGGAGGAGGAGGAAGGGGAGGGCGAGAAGAAAGAGAAGGGACAAGUGGAGAAGGAGGAGAACGAGAACUCCUCGGAGACCACGACGACGGAGGUGGCAGACAAACCCGAGGGCGAGGAGCAGGAGGAGGGGGAGGGAGGUGACGAAAGCGCGGAGCAGAAAUCGGACGCCGACAAGCGCUCGACGAACGUGCGCGCCUUCGCUGAGAAGUUCGGCGACCUGGUCAAGGGGCUCACCUCGCCGACGGCAUCCAUGGAAUCGACGGACACGCCGACGGAAAAGGCGCCCCAGCCCCCACCGCCGCCGCCGCCGCCCCCUCCACCGAAAAAGGAGUCGGACACCAUCUGGGACCAGCUGCUGGCUAGCCCGCGCGAGCUGCGCAUCGGGGACAUCGACUUCACCGAUCUCGGGGACGAGGACGACCAGGACCUUCUGGAUUCCGGGUCCCUCAUGAGCUCGAGCGAUCUGCAUCCGCCCCCUCCCCCUCCCCCUUGCCCUUUUAGCAUCCCCCCUCCCCCGCCACCCUUCGGUUGCCCUCCGCCCCCACCCAUGUUCGGCGGCGGAGGGGGUGGGGUUCGAAUGCCACCUCCCCCGCCUUGUUUCUCCACCCCACCAGCACCUCCCUCUCAGACCCAGGUUCCGGAACCUGGUAGCGAGCAGCCACUGUUCCAGAAGAAAAAGAAGACCAUUCGCUUGUUCUGGAGCGAGGUGCGGCCUGACUGGCAGUACGGGGGCUACAGGCGGCUGCAGGGCUCGCUCUGGGCCAAGCUGGAGCCGGUGAAGGUGGACACGGCCAAGCUGGAACACCUCUUCGAGAGCAAGUCCAAGGAGAUACCCGUCACCAAGAAAACGGCGGCGGACGGCAAGCGGACGGAAAUCAUCGUCCUGGACUCCAAGCGAAGUAACGCCAUCAACAUCGGCCUGACGGUGCUGCCGCCGCCGCGCACCAUCAAGACGGCCAUUCUCAACUUCGACGAGUACGCGCUAAACAAGGAGGGCAUCGAGAAAAUCCUGACGAUGAUCCCCUCGGAGGAGGAGAAGCAGAAGAUCCAGGAGGCGCAGCUGGCCAACCCGGACAUCCCGCUGGGCAGCGCCGAGCAGUUCCUGCUCACACUCUCCUCCAUCAGCGAGCUCUCCGCCAGGCUGCAGCUGUGGGCCUUCAAGAUGGACUACGAGGUCACGGAAAAGGAAGUGGCGGAGCCUCUGCAGGAUCUGAAGGAGGGCAUGGACCAGCUGGAGAAGAACAAGACGCUACGCCACAUCCUCUCCACGCUGCUCGCCAUCGGCAACUUCCUCAACGCAUCCAGCGCUAAAGGCUUCGACCUGAGCUACCUGGAGAAGGUUCCGGAGGUGAAGGACACGGUGCACAAGCAGUCUCUACUGCACCACGCCUGCGCCAUCGUGGUGGAGAACUACCCCGAGAGCACGGACCUCUACUCCGAGAUCGGCGCCAUCACUCGCUCAGCUAAGGUGGACUUCGACCAGCUGCAUGAAAAUCUCAAGCAGAUGGAGCGGCGCUGCAAAGCAUCCUGGGACCAUCUGAAGGUGAUUGCCAAGCACGAGAUGAAGCCGGCGCUCAAGCAGAAGAUGUCCGACUUCCUCAAGGACUGCGCAGAACGCAUCAUCAUCCUCAAGAUCGUACACCGACGCAUCAUGAAUAGGUUCCAUGCCUUCCUGUUGUUCCUGGGCCACCCGGCGUACGGCGUGCGUGACAUCAGCGUGCACCGCUUCAGCAAGAUCGUGAGCGAGUUUGCGCUGGAGUACCGCACCACGCGCGACCGCGUUCUGCAGCAGAAACAGAAGAGGGCCGACCACCGCGAGAGGAACAAGACGCGCGGCAAGAUGAUCAUGGACGUCAACGCACCCAGCGAUGAUGAAGAGGACAUGGAGUCUGGUCGGUUGGGUGGCAGUGGUGGUGGUGGUGGUGGUGGCUCCAGCAGCGGUGGCCAUCACAGCGGCGGCAGCGGAGGCUCCGGAUUGGCUCCCGAGAUGCAGCAGCCGCAGGGAUUGGGCCACGCGGAGGACGCGGCGGAGCACGAGUUCAUGAAGGCGGUGCUGAAGAGCAGCCGGGCAGGAGGAGGACAGGAGGAGGCCUCGCUGGUGCCUGGGCAACGCCUGCGCACACGCACCCGGCCCACUAGAGCUGCCCCUAACCUAUCAAGUCGCGCGGCCUGGUCGUCGGCAGCCAAUGAGGACGGGGGGAUGGGCAUGACGGACGACGCGGCGGACGAGAUCAUGGAACGCAUCGUGCGCUCGGCCACGCAAGGACCCCGAGAGAGGGCACAGCCGCGCGAGAGGAGGAGGUCCCGCGCCAACCGCAAAUCACUGCGGAGGACCCUGAAGAACGGACUGACGCCAGAGGAAGCACAAGCACUGGGACUGUCAGAGAACCAGGAGAGGCCCAUCUGAAACAGACAUCGCCACGGCGAUAUUACGGACACACACACACUCACUCACACACACACACACACACUCACACACACACACACACACACUCACACACACACACACACACACACACACACACACAAUCUCACUGACCUUGUUCAGCACAAGCAAUCUCCAACGCUCCCCCACCUGUCCACAUCCCCCCCUCCCCCCGUCACUAUAACCCCCCCCUGUCACUGUCUGGGCCUUCUCUACGCCCCCAUUCAUAUCAGUGAUUCUCCAGCCCUGCAGGUCAUACUAUGCUGUUGCAGCCAUAUGUAAAUCUGUGUAAUGUGUAAAUGUUACUGAAUGUGUGUGUGCGUGUGUGUAUGUGUGUGUGUGUGUGUGUGUGUGUGUGUGUGUGUGUUUGUUUGCGUCUUAGUUCAGCUUUGCAGACACACAUGAUGGGCUGAAUAGACUUUUAUAAGGCUGAAUAAACAGUGGUUGGUUUGCGAGAUGCGUCAUUGAGAAGAAAGAAAAGGAAAGCGUUUAGGAAGUGUUGUGAAGAAACGUUCACAUACGUAUCAGUAUCUGUUAGGUUUGAGACUCAGGGUUAACUCCAAUCGUCAUCUCAAUAUAUUUAUAAUUUUAGCUGUUAUAUACAGUAUAUAUAUUUUGUCUUUGUGGAGAAAAAAAAAUGUCAGCCACAGUCAGAGGUCUCAAUCGUGAAUGUGAAGUGCUAUGAAAACCAUAUGCCCAUGCAGUGCAUUAUGGGUAAUCACUCCCCAGAUUUACAAUUAAUUAGGCUACAUUAUUUCAUGAAAAUAAUAUAGUAAGGCAUUGUAUUAUCAUAUAUUACACAACAGAGGUAGGCUAAUUAUAGUACAAGACCCAAAUUGUUGUUUUAAGGUAUCUAAAUGAACUGAAUAACAACAAUGAAAUUAUCAUACAUCAUGUUUUUUUUUGUUAUACAGAGGACAAAAUGGACAAAAUUGCGGUGCAAAUACGAUAGUUAUCGUUCAUCUGGCAACACUGCCGUUGGACAUGUUUCUCAUGUGUUCACCAAUUAUGAGUUAAUGAUGGCUAAUUAUUAUGAGUUAUAUCAGCAUGUGGCAGUCCAUCCCUCUGUGCUUAUGCUAACUCCAAUCACACCGCCAACACAUCUGCCUUUUUCGCUCCAUCACCUCUGAGAGCACUGUGUUUUCAACCUGGCACGGAGAUUUUGAUUUGAACAUUAACUGGUGUGUUCCACAAAAUGCUAGUUAGCACGACGUUACCCAUGGGGCUAGUUAGCAUUACGUAACCCAACUGGGUACUCCUGGCCCUGGGCAGAACAUUACCACAAGGUGUGAAGUAUAAAUGUGAUAUGUUUAGAUUUUUUGGACGCUUGUUGUUGUUACUGACUAUUUGUACACUUCAAUCUUGUGGAAGACAAGGCUAGAUUGGAAGGGAACGUUUUUUCUUCACUGUAGGCUAUUUUUUUUUCCCCGGAAUGACUAAAGUAUAUUCCACAUCCUCCGGUGAUCCAGUGGGUCAUGAUUGGGUCGUCAGCACAUCGUGAGUUUAAAGAGUAGUGUGUGCCUUCCUACAACAUAAGGGCCAUUUCACACUGUCACGCUUUCUUCUCCUCCAAAGCUCUGCGUGUAUUUUUGAGGGAGGCGCGUGUCAAUGGGGAGCGUGUCUAUGUUCCCACAGCCUAUUGGUCCCACAGCCCAUUGGUCCCACAUCACUGAGACUUUUAACAUUAACUUUUAGGCACAGUUUAUACCUGCUGGCCCAAUAUUCCCACAUUUCUAAGAAUCUAUUCGUGGCGGGGAGAAAGGCAUGUUCUCUUAGUUUACUCGGAAAUGUGGGAACAUGGAGAUGUGGAACAUAGGGCCAAUAUUUGAAUAAUUUCUUAAAAAUGUGGAAACAUGGAGCAGCAAGAAUAAGCUGUGGGACCAACGGGCUGUGGGAACAUAGAGCUGACCCCGUGGCGAUGGUUAAACACUUGUCAGCUGCACCAUUCCAUAGGAAAACAAUGGAUAUAGAGCACCUAGACCCCAUUACUUAGUAAGUUGCCAAUGGGAAAUUGAAACUUGGAUAGCAACGACACUGUCGAGAAAUGCACCCCUGGAAGAGAAAAAAGCGUGUCAGUCUGAACCCUGCCUAAGGCUGUAGCUCUUGUGAAACAUUAAGGGUAGAUCAAUGUUACUUUACAACACCUAUGACCAAGACUACAGGCGACCACAAGUUAAGAUACUCUCCAAAGUAAUAUCAUUUGUGUAGAACAAUCGGUGUGAUGUUCAGGUGGAGUAAGUUAUGUCAAGGAAAGGGCUAGCUGUACAAGAAGCCUGUUUUGUUUUUUCAUUUUGUUUUUUUGUGUGUGUGUGUUUUUGUGUUUUGUUAUUGUAUCGUUUCCAGGUACUAUAUCAAAUAUUACAAUUUCAUUAUUUAUGGAAAAGUAUCACAGUACUUUUGGAGAAAAUAAAACUUUGUGAUAAACGAAAAAUAACAGAACUGUUACUGUAGGUCAAUAUGUAUGACGUGGUAGUUUGGCACCUUAUAAUCCCCGCAAGAUUUGUGUGGGCUCUUCAUUGCACCAUUGUCAUCAUUAACAAGAUGAUUAAAUAAUCUCUCUCAGACUCAGAUUUCUCUUCAGACUUUUACUGGAAAUAAAUUGUAAAAAAAAGAGGACAAAAGUGUACAAAAAUUAUGAACGUUUAAAAAGAGGGAUAUUGUACAAAAAACAAAAUGAGAAGAAAGUAUGUAAAUGCCCUGCUUUGUUUUGUUAAAAUUGUUUUGUUUUGUUUUGUUGGUUUGUGAGUAAUGUGUUUUUUUUGUAAUUUUCUGUAGAAUAGUGUAUUAUAGACGAAGACAAAGAACAGUGUUAUUCUAUAAAACUGUAAUUUAAGAGAAAAGAGAACAAAAAUCCAUGCAUGGUCACAACACGAGUAUAUAAACAUACUAAUUAUUAUUUUUUGCAAACAGCUUUCAGCCAUAUUUUGAAUGGUUGGUUUCAAAAAAAAAAAAACACUUUUAUUGGCUUUUUAUCAGAGUCUUGUUGGCUUGUACAUUCAUGUUUCAAACUGAAUGAGUGAAUGAAUGAAUGUUGUUGGUCACUUUUAGCACCGUUUGCAUAAAUCCGAACAUUUCAAUAAACCAACAUUUUCUUGUCUCUGUUUCCAAAAAUAAGUUUAUUCGCAUACUAUCGGUAAAGCUGCAUAAAUGAGGUUGGCGGGGAAGGUAAAAAGCCAUUCAAGUGUCUUUACAUGCAAGCGCUAGAGUUUUUAAAAAAAAUCUCCUCCACAGCUGGAGUUUCUAUAAAGAAUCGUUUUCAGAGAAAGAACUUCUGUUUGUGUGUAAACGAAAAGCACUAACGAAGUGAAAGGUUUCCCUUUUUUUUAAAUACCUGGGUAGGUGUGAACGGUGUCUAGAUGUCUGCUGUUUCAAGGCUUCUGUCUGUAUGUCUGUCUGUCUGACAUUACUGUGCGUCCCAAUGGAAACAGUAGGUCUCAUAUACACAUUCUGCAAUAAAGCCUUACAUGAACUGA
Molecule: messenger RNA, 8769 nt
Organism: Engraulis encrasicolus (European anchovy)
Lineage: Eukaryota; Metazoa; Chordata; Actinopteri; Clupeiformes; Engraulidae
Gene: fhod3a
Product: formin homology 2 domain containing 3a
Exons: 29
Coding region: 419-5278 (1619 amino acids)
Biological process (GO): cortical actin cytoskeleton organization; cardiac myofibril assembly; sarcomere organization
Cellular component (GO): cytoplasm; cytoskeleton
Molecular function (GO): actin filament binding
Source: RefSeq, a predicted model, not a curated record